GAGAGAAAGUGAGCUCACGUUCACACAUUGGUAAAGAGGCUGGUCUUGCAAUGCCUUUGAAUAUUUUACUUUUAGUCAGUUCCCCAUCAGAGUCAGAGUCAUACAUCUAUGCUGAGCUGAAGCAAACUACAGCAAUGGACAGCACUAGAAGAUUUGAAAUCUAAUCUCAUACAUUAUAUCUCCUGGAUAUUUUUUUAAUUACGUACCCCCCACACACAAACACAAGCGCGCGCGCACACACACACACGCACACACACACGCAGACGGUAUCACCCACACUACCACAGAACAAACACCUAUUCUGUCCUCACGGAUACACACACACGAGCGCGCGCACACACACAUCUCUCUUUAUCUCCUCCUGGCUUCCUGGAGGAUUGUGCCGGCUGUUUUUCAUGGAGAAAGUCCAGGGAGAAAUGGAGAUUGAGAGAUGGGAAAGGAGUGAAGACAUGUCAGACGCUGAGAAAAAGGUGAUUCAAGAGACCUGGAGCAGAGUAUAUGCCAACUGCGAGGAUGUCGGGGUCUCCAUACUAAUCAGGUUUUUUGUCAACUUCCCAUCUGCCAAGCAGUACUUCAGCCAGUUCAAGCACAUGGAAGACCCGCUGGAGAUGGAAAGGAGCCUGCAGCUGCGCAAGCAUGCCCGGCGGGUCAUGGGUGCCAUCAACACUGUGGUAGAGAACCUCAACGACUCUGAAAAGGUCUCCUCUGUCUUGGCCCUGGUGGGCAAGGCCCAUGCUCUCAAGCACAAAGUGGAGCCCGUGUACUUCAAGAUCCUAACCGGUGUCAUGCUGGAGGUCAUUGCUGAAGAAUAUGCCAAUGAUUUCACCCCAGAGGUGCAGAGAGCUUGGACCAAGAUGAGAAGCCUCAUCUACACCAACGUGACUGCCGCGUACAAGGAGGAGCCCCCUGGUGAAAGUAGUGACAGCAGCAGCAAAGUGACAGAACCCUCUACAGCCAACUUGACCUGCUGCCGUCCACCGGAGAGCAAUGCGCAUUGAAACAUAACAGCACCCAAGAAAACGGCUUCACUCUCGUUUCCAGGAAUUAUUCUGUAUAUGCAUAUUAGAAGCUGGGAGGGCUUGGGGGAUUCCUAUAACCAGACUAACAACUUUACA
This is a messenger RNA of Gavialis gangeticus (Gharial), 1115 nucleotides long. It is a transcript of the gene CYGB, whose product is annotated as cytoglobin. Gene Ontology annotation, biological process: oxygen transport. NCBI's taxonomy places the organism in Eukaryota, Metazoa, Chordata, Crocodylia, Gavialidae. Bases 396 to 998 code for a protein of 200 amino acids. The transcript has 4 exons. The record is from RefSeq and is a predicted model, not a curated record. Gene Ontology annotation, molecular function: heme binding; oxygen binding; iron ion binding.